UGAAGACUCCCGGGAGCAGCUGGACUAACAAUUCUGGAUAGAGAUAAGUUCUCACAGCAGCCGAGCAUCCUCUCCUCUGUUUGGUGAAACGGGAACGUACAAUUAUGAACCCCAAAGACUCAUUGGAAGAGACAGAAGGAAGCUCUGUUCCAUUAUGCUUGUCCUGUGGCCAAAGGCAUUUUCCAGAAGAGAACCAUAUAUACACCUACACAGAAGAUGUAGACGAUGACCUUAUCUGCCAUAUUUGCUUGCAGCCUUUGCUUCGGCCUCUGGACACACCCUGCGGACACACGUACUGUGCAGUUUGCCUUACGGAUUUCCUCGUGGAAAAAGACUUCUGCCCCAUGGACCGCAAAGCCCUUGCUCUACAGAAGUGCCGGAAAUCAAGCAUCUUGGUGAAUAAGCUCUUGGAUAAGCUAAUGGUGAACUGUCCUUUCACGGAACACUGCUCAGAAAUUCUGCAACGCUGCAAUCUUGAAUAUCAUUUUCAGAACGGGUGCAAAGGAGCGUCUCAUUAUGGCUUCACCAAGGAGAGAAAGAGAUGCUCCCCAGCUGGAUCUGCUGAUCUGAAUGCUGCUUUAACAGUAUCUGCUCUGGGAUCGGAGUUCUCAGCUGCCGCCACAAUUGCCUUAAUGACAGACGAACCUGGGCUAAUCAAUCCUGCCUUCAAUGCCAACUUAGAGGACAUCCCGCCAGGAACCCACUCCACCAAUCAUUAUACAAGCCAGCAAUCUAGAACCACAGCUUUACAGUUUGAGCGUUCUACUGUACGAAGGAGGUCUUUUAAAAAGAUAAACAGAGCUCUCAAUGUCCUCCGAAGGACAAAAAGUGGCAGUGCUGUGGCUAACCAUGCUGAAUGGGAACGAGAAAACGUUGAAAAUCUGAUUGCUUCAGAGGCAG
Molecule: messenger RNA, 900 nt
Organism: Thamnophis sirtalis
Lineage: Eukaryota; Metazoa; Chordata; Lepidosauria; Squamata; Natricidae
Source: RefSeq, a predicted model, not a curated record